Messenger RNA from Anopheles stephensi (Asian malaria mosquito), 3915 nucleotides. It is a transcript of the gene Phm, whose product is annotated as peptidylglycine alpha-hydroxylating monooxygenase. The coding region runs from base 262 to 1455 and encodes 397 amino acids. Gene Ontology annotation, biological process: peptide metabolic process. Gene Ontology annotation, cellular component: membrane; extracellular region. The transcript is spliced from 7 exons. The record is from RefSeq and is a predicted model, not a curated record. Gene Ontology annotation, molecular function: oxidoreductase activity, acting on paired donors, with incorporation or reduction of molecular oxygen, reduced ascorbate as one donor, and incorporation of one atom of oxygen; copper ion binding. NCBI's taxonomy places the organism in Eukaryota, Metazoa, Arthropoda, Insecta, Diptera, Culicidae.
CCACCUGUUUCGCGAAAGAGCAGAAAUACCGAGAGCUUCUUUUGUAUGUUGCCUUUCUCCGUACGGAACGGUCGUGUUUGCGGGACUGGCGUUUUCUGUGCGUUGUGUGCUGUUCCCUACCUUGCACACCAAAGUAGGCUUUGAUUGUUGACGCAGAUAGGUCAAACAGCAGCAUCAUCGUGUGGUCGUUUUUUAAUGUGCAACAGCAGUGCUGCUAGUGGUGUGGUGUGUGUGUAGAAGUGUAAAAAAGCAGGUGAAACAAUGCAUUGUCCACAAGCGUUACGGUUCGGUCGGUUCCAUAUGGCAGCAUCGGCAGCAGCAUCCGACGGUAGCGAAACCAUCCUCAACGCCAGCAGUAAAAGCAACAGCAGAAACAGCACCAAAAGCUGCACACGUCUACAGUAUUCGUCAAUGUGUUGGUGGUUGGUAGCGGUUUCGGCGCUUUUGGUGGCCCUUGCAUUGCCGCCCUCGGUCUGUGGGCUGCCCGAGGGUGGUGGGAGCUAUCCGGUCGGCAAGUUCCCGUUCCUGAUGCCGAAGGUCGUCCCGUACAAGCCCGAACUCUACCUCUGCACACCGGUCAAGGUGGACUACACGAAGAGCUACUAUAUCGUGGGCUUCGAACCGAACGCCACGAUGGCCACCGCCCACCAUAUGCUGCUGUAUGGCUGCGGCCAGCCCGGUUCCGAAUCGGCCGUAUGGAACUGUGGAGAGAUGGCGGGAGGCAGCGAGGAAAGUGGCAGUCCCUGUGGCAGUGGUGCCUCGUCGCAGAUUAUCUACGCGUGGGCCCGUGACGCACCGAAGCUGGAGCUGCCGGAAGGCGUUGGAUUUAAGGUCGGCAAGGACUCGCCGAUCCAGUACAUCGUGCUGCAGGUCCACUACGCCCAUAUCGAUAAGUUCAAAGACGGAACCACGUACGAUGACUCCGGAAUAUUCAUCCACUACACGACGAAACCGCUGUCGAAGCAGGCCGGCGUUAUACUGCUUGGUACGGCCGGCAUCAUUCCACCAAUGGCAACCGAACACAUGGAAACGCUCUGCGACAUCCCGGAGGACAAGGUUAUCCAUCCGUUCGCGUACCGCACGCACACGCACAGUUUGGGCCGGGUGGUUUCGGGCUAUCGGAUUCGGAAGAACGAAACCGGUGCUGACGAGUGGACGUUGCUCGGCAAGCGUGACCCGCUGACGCCACAGAUGUUCUACCCGGUGGAGAACCGUGAACCGAUUCGAAAGAAUGACCGGCUGGCCGCGCGCUGUACCAUGGAAAGCAAUCGGACGCGCGUCACGAGAAUAGGUGCUACCAACGAGGAUGAAAUGUGCAACUUCUAUCUGAUGUACUACGUGGAGAACGACGAGCCACUAAAUAUGAAGUACUGUUUCAGCAACGGUCCGCCACUGUUCCGCUGGAGUGAAACGGAAUUAAAUCACAUUCCCGAUUACGAUGCCAGCCAUCUGUAGAGCGCACAUCGUCGUACCGGCUGGGUACAGGAGACCCGCAUCGUAAAGGAUAACAGUAAUGACCGCACAAACACAAACUCAACAUCGGUGUGUCGGUUGGGGACAACGCGUUGCGGAAAGCUGGGACAGUGCUUUUCCCCUUUCCUCGAAUGGCCCAUUGCAGGUGGUGAACCGCUGCUGUUGUUGCUGAAACUCAACAUUCCUACUAAACUCCUUUUCCUACCCGCUUCCCCCCCACCGGUUGUCUCUUAUCCCCCGCACCACGCACAUAUUUUACACAGUCGAUAGGUGUGCGAACGAGCUAUUUCCCGCUCUGAAGGACCGGCCACUUGAAAAGUACGAAUUUUCAUAUCAGAACAAUUUUAAUCGACGAGCAAACGGUUUAAGCAUUUGUGAAAUGGCAUGCAUAAUUAACCCAUUAUCCUAUCAAAAUUAUCGAAACUCUCCACUCCAAAACCACCCCCCCCCCUCCCCCCUUGUUCCCUCACUUACUCUCUAAUCAACCCCGCCGCUGCUAUGAGACGGUAAAGACAGUCUUCAAUUCCAAUUAUUUCAUAUGGAUAGAGUAGGAUUCCGGCUGGGAAGCUUUCGUUCUAGUCAUAUGGGAGUUUUUGUUUCGUUCGUCCACUUUUACUUUGUGUAGAAUUAUCGUUUCCGAGCAAGCAAACAAGAUUGAGAGACUUUAAUACGGAAUCGAUGGUACAAGAAUGCAAAAUCGGAAGGUUACUUAAGGACAGAUGGUAUAUUUUUCAAUCGUUCUAUACAAUAGAAGGAUGCUAAAUGUUACACGCAUGGAUGGACGGUUUGUGUGAAUGGUGUGUCUGAUGGAAUGAAUGAUGGAGAGAGAGAGAGUUGAGCUGAGGCAGGUCGAUGAAUCGAUCUGGACAAUGCAUAGCAUAUGUCCCGAUUGUGUUCUGAUGCGCGUUAGUACAUUAAGACGAUAGACAGAUGGACUUGUGAACCGAUUUCAGUUGCUAAUUGUGUUGAGCUUUUGCAGAAGCAGUUUACAGAUUCCUCUGGGGACGACACAUUUACAGAAGAUUUAUAUUUGCAUUUAAUCAGCUGUUUCAAUUUGUCCUACUGCUUGUUGUUACAGUUGUUAACCCUUCAACCGGCUUUCAUUCGUCGGGAAUAUAUUUUAAACGAGCAUUUAACGUUACGCAUUUUACCGUACCGAAGAGAGAGAGAGAGAGAGAGAGAGAGAGAGAGAGACCGAUUACGCGAAGCACCUUAUUUUACGCUUUUUGUUUACCACCAUGCGCAUCACAUGCAGAAAGAGAGGUAUGAUUAUCGAAUGUUGUUUGUUUUGUAGAUAAUUGUAACAUUAGUGAACCAUGUGUAAGGACUAUAAAGUGUAGUUGUAGAGCUCACCGUGCGAAGAGCGGCAUUACAUAAAAAGCCGGCCUCAAACACACAAAAGAGAAGCAAACUGUCCUCAAAGUACGAUCAACCAUCUCGUGGUUGAGAGAAGCGUGGAGAGAAAACAUGAAAUCAAGUAACCAUUGCAGAAGUCGUAUGGCUGCCAUAUGUGUACCUCAGACACCAUACGGGCAGGCAGGCAGGCAGGCAAAUCGUGAAACGGAAAGACUUUCUUCAAUGCACAUUGUUGCGAUCGGACACACAACAUUACACACAUGCACUCUCUAUGAUCGCGAUCCGCGGCGACAAAAUAUGGGCACGGUCUAAGGUGUUUGAUUUGAGCACUCUGCCUAGAGAAAGAGGCCGUACAGCGUGUGGAUGAGUGUGGAAUAGAACUUGAUAGUGAGAAAUGGACAACACACACAAACCCCUCCUCACACACACAAACCCCUCCUCACACACACACACAUAAUUGCGUAGACAGAAAGGACAUAUUAUAUAUACACCCAAAACACUAAACAAGGUACCAUAUAUAUAUAUACAUAUACAUACAUAACUAAUAUAUAAUUAUACAUUCGUGUCAGAAGGAACUCCCCUAUUUUAUUACCUGUACGAAGCCGCUGUUGUGUAGAACAGACGUGCUCACAGAAGAAUGGGAAUUGGACCGCCGAUGUCCGCCGGUCACAUCUGCGCUAAAACCAAACACUUGUAAACUGUCCCGACCAUUUUCCGCGAAUCAAAUGAACCCAUAUCCAGUGAAACACUAUGGUAGCUGUGACUGAUGUUCUUUUCCUCCAUUACAUUUUCAACCAUUAGCCACAUUGUAUGUCCUCUUCCCGGCUGUUGCUAGGUUCCACUUCAAUUUCAACUUCACGCUCAGUUGACUGAAAUGACUUCUAGGCAGCAAAAUGUAGAGCUGCAAACAAGUAUAAUCGUCUUGGCUCGACAUGCGUGUGGAGUAAUGGCAGGAAGAUGGUUGCAGUAACUCCACCGUGGCAAUUGUCGCUUGUGUACAGUGCAGUAAUCUCUCUAACGUAUGUGAAUCUUUAACGCAUUGCACAAUAAACAGGAAGAGAUACAUAAUAUUCAUAUUCAUAGAAA